CUGGCCUAUAUAAAAAUAGCGCUCCAGAAAUCCAUGUCAGUUUCAGAGACUGGUGGUGUUCAACCAACAUUAGGUGAAAUCUAACUACUAAGUUUACCAAAACUCAUUCAAGAUGUGUGACGAUGAUGUUGCUGCUUUGGUCGUUGACAACGGCUCCGGUAUGUGCAAGGCCGGUUUCGCUGGAGACGAUGCCCCACGUGCCGUCUUCCCGUCCAUCGUUGGUCGCCCAAGGCAUCAAGGUGUGAUGGUCGGUAUGGGACAAAAGGACUCGUACGUCGGCGAUGAAGCCCAAAGCAAGAGGGGUAUCCUCACCUUGAAAUACCCAAUUGAGCACGGCAUCAUCACCAACUGGGACGAUAUGGAGAAGAUCUGGCAUCACACUUUCUACAACGAAUUGCGUGUCGCCCCAGAAGAACACCCAGUCCUCCUCACUGAAGCUCCACUCAACCCAA
Nicrophorus vespilloides is the source of this 452-nucleotide messenger RNA. RefSeq names its product actin-1. The annotation marks the transcript as partial. The record is from RefSeq and is a predicted model, not a curated record. NCBI's taxonomy places the organism in Eukaryota, Metazoa, Arthropoda, Insecta, Coleoptera, Silphidae. Gene Ontology annotation, biological process: mitotic cytokinesis. The transcript has 2 exons.